Messenger RNA from Homalodisca vitripennis (glassy-winged sharpshooter), 1074 nucleotides. RefSeq lists its product as uncharacterized. The transcript has 7 exons. Gene Ontology annotation, biological process: sensory perception of taste. The record is from RefSeq and is a predicted model, not a curated record. Gene Ontology annotation, cellular component: neuronal cell body; dendrite; membrane. The coding region runs from base 1 to 1074 and encodes 357 amino acids. Lineage: Eukaryota; Metazoa; Arthropoda; Insecta; Hemiptera; Cicadellidae.
AUGGAUUUCCAGCUGAAAGGGUUCCUGCUGCAGUUGCCUCACCACUACGUAAGAUUCUCUGCUCGUGGCUUUUUCCAGAUCCACAACGAGACUCUCACAUCGGAAACAUGUUUCUCCAAGAUCACGAAAAUAAAGACUCUGAUGAACCAGUACUGGAUGCUGUGUGACGCCGUACACCAGGCUAACGACUUCUACUGCGAUCAGCUGAUGGCCGUUAUGUUCUCCUCAUUUUUCCACGUCACUAUCAAGUCCUACUUCUUCUUCUUGCUAAUUAGAGAUGGUAACGUGUUCGCCUCCACUACAGAGGCGGCCCUGGGUUCUGACCCACAUCUGCUAUGCGGUUCUGAUGGUUACCUCAAGCACGGAAAGUCGCUAUCUCGCUAUGUCAGCAUGCUACUGUUGGACUGGACCCAACUUACCGUUAUCCUUAAUUUCACACAUGUGGCUCAAAAUAUUGCAAUGGGGUUUAGAAUGGUUAGUGUCAAGAUGAAAGAGGAGAUUGCCUGCAACAUAAUUGAACGAAUGGGGAUGAACCGUGGUCAAUCUAAUGUUGAAAUUGCUCAUGGAACACGCACUACACUGUCCAAGAUAGAGAAACUGAAGACUCUGAUGAACACUUACUGGAUGUUGUGUGACGCCGUACACCAGGCUAAUGACUUCUACUGCGAUCAGCUGAUGGCCGUUAUGUUCUCCUUAUUCGUCCACGUCACUAUCAAGGCCUACUUCUUCUUCUUGUUCCUCAGAGCUGGUGAGGUGUUCGCUAUGAUUUCAGAGGCAGCCUGGGUCCUAGUUUACAUCUGCUAUGCGGUUCUACUAGUGAACUCAGGCACAGACGUCACUAACUCGGCUGAUGAAAUGAGGCUGGUGAUUUGCCAGUUGGUAAACAAAGAUCUGAACCCAAGCUUAAGGAAACAGCUGGAAGUGUUUCUGCUGCAGUUACUUCAUCACAAUACAAAAUUUUCCGCUCGCGGGUUUUUCCAGAUCCACAACGAGACUCUCACAUCGAUGGCCGGAGCGGUAACAACUUACCUGGUGAUACUGAUCCAGUUCCAGACCGAGCGACAAACUACAUAA